This is a messenger RNA of Mollisia scopiformis, 2568 nucleotides long. RefSeq lists its product as uncharacterized. Lineage: Eukaryota; Fungi; Ascomycota; Leotiomycetes; Helotiales; Mollisiaceae. The coding region runs from base 1 to 2568 and encodes 855 amino acids. The record is from RefSeq and is a predicted model, not a curated record. The transcript is spliced from 3 exons.
AUGAGUUCCGAGUACCAGUCCGUCCAACAGGAUGUUGUUGCUGCCAUGGAGGAAAAUCGCAUUUCUCAGAGGAGCUUUGAGCAGAAACACCUCCUCCCUUCAACGCCGGCAUUCGAACCUCUUUCCAUAGACUUUGAAACGGCUUUGAGUGGAAAUGUUAGUCCUGUUUCGACGACUAGCCGACCGAAUGUAGUUCACUCUGUUCAUGGAGACGAUUUUGGCAACGCACUUCAUCAAAUGGCUUCUAGCUCCCACACGUCUAUCGACGAAGAGGAGCAAUCCGAAAAGGGCAAAGAUACGAGAGGCUCAACAACUGCCUUACUCUACAGCCCUUUCUUCCUACGAAAAAGCGUUCUCAUGAUAUUUGCGCUUGCUUGUCUUGUCAUGAUCAUUGUUCUUGGGAUUCUGUAUGCAGUAUCACACCACAACCACGGUCUUGGGUCACCUUCGGAGAAUUUGCAUCUACUAUGGAAAUAUGGCCCGACAGCAGUUAUGCAUAGCAAAGACGCAGGUGCAGAAGAAUCAGUAUUACUCGACUACGUGGAUCCUAUGGGUAUCAUCUCUCUUUUCAAGUCCGUCCGGGCGGCUCACUGGCCAGUGUCUCUGGCCAUCACGGGAGGGCUGCUGUUGAAGUUGGCGAUCAUUUUCUCAUCUGGCCUCCUUGAUCUGGAAGUUAUUCAAGUCCAAGAAACCAGCCCAGAUCUCAUGGCAGACUAUCAAUUCGACACGAACAACUACAGUCUUAGUUCCAUCGAUGGAGCCCCGUACUCGAAUUGGUAUGCAAUACAAAACUUCAAUCUGACCUACCCAGUGGGUACGACCCCAACGCAAGCAUAUCAAUUCUUCAACCUUUCAAGUCCACCAAAGAAUUUUGAUCUCUCGGGAUUGUCCAUGAGUGGCAUCGCGAAUCAAUUUUCCGCCCACUUAACCUGCCAGCCGCUCUUGGAUCGCCUGAAUUAUAGUUAUACCUUCGACGUGGAGCAGAAUUUGAUUCCUUACAACGGCGUCCAGGUCAAUCUGACUAACAAUGACAACCUUGGUUAUUAUAUGUUGGAUAUUGCUUCGCCAUCUUGCAAUGCGCCUCUCCAGGUGGAGACGCAAUAUUUCGGAUCGAUGUAUCUUGUGAAUUGCUCUACGGGUCUCACAACUAUCUCGUGGAAUGGGCUGGCCGAGAUGCAGACCCGAGACAAAAGUCAAGACCAAGUCAUCUUCGCAUUCCGCGGACUCGUCCAGAAUUACACACAGCUUACUGCUGUCCUGUGCCAGCCAUCCUACAAUCUCGGAAACUCGCAGAUCUCACUCCCCUAUAGCCAAGAGAUCUUACCGCCAGAUAUUGGUACUGGCACAAAUGGGAAGUUUGCCGAUCUCUCGGCAUUGGAUGUAUUGGAUGCCUUCCGAGCUGCUGUGGAGCUUCAGCCUCCGGAUCUCAAGCAAGACUUCGAAAAUAGUCCCCUAGGAGAUUACUUCUUCACGGUGCUCAACGUUACGGACCAUCACACAAGUAAUUGGGUCGAUCCCGCAAUUCUGAGCCAGAAUAUUUCCAAUAUAUAUUCCAGUUUUACGGCACAGAUUGCCCGCCGCGUCUUUACUGUGUCUUCAAAUUCUUCCAUUCAGGGGACUAUUACUGGAGACUCGAAUCGUUUAAUGGUUCAGAGUCUGUCGAUGGCGCUGAUCGUUGCUGCGCUUUCAAUCACAAUGUUCGUCGCCACCGCUUUGACUUUCGUCGCUCCGCGAGGAACGACAUCCCGAGAUCCUAGCACAAUUGCUGGGCUUGCCUCAAUUGUCUCUCAAAGUCCAGAUUUUAUGCAGUUUAUGCUAGGAAAAGGCCAGCUCGACCGUUCAUCUUUACUUGAUCAUACAAAACAUUCGAGGUACCGCACAAAUAUGGAUGUCGGUGGUGAAGACCCACAAUUCAAAGUCGAUGUUGUUGAAUUUGGAGAGAAGGAGCCAAAAACAUUGCCUCCAUCGAGUGAAACGAACAUCAAAUGGUGGAAGCCGUACUCAACAACCAUAGUGAACAAAGUGCUAAUUGUUGCCCUGCUGAGCAUGUUUAUUACCCUACUCGAGAUACUCUAUCGGCUUUCUCAACGACGAGACGGACUCGCAUCGGUACCUGACAACGACUAUGUUAAGCUUGCCUGGUCGUAUGUGCCGGUCACCGCAGUUGUCAUUCUUGGCAUGCUCUUGGGUGGCUUUGACUUUACCAUGCGAAUCAUACAACCUUAUCUGGCUCUACGAAAAGGGAAUGCUUCUGCAGCAACCAGUGUUCUAGACGACCAAUUGAAUAGACUUGCUCCGAGCAGGCUCUGGUCAGCGAUGAGAACUAUUCAAUUCACAGCUAUAGCUUCCACUACGGCAGUGCUACUAGUACAUGUCUUGACGAUUGCUGUCAGUGGUCUCUAUGUUGCAGAGCUCAAGCCACAAAUAAUUCCCAACAUCACAAUUUCGCAACUGGAUGCGCUGGAUGGUUCUCAACUGGUGAACGACUCUGCUACAAUCCCAUCGGCUUGGAACGAUGGUUUUGCGGUGACUAUUAACAGAGAGUCUCUACCCGGUCUGGUUCUUUGA